Molecule: messenger RNA, 1427 nt
Organism: Selaginella moellendorffii
Lineage: Eukaryota; Viridiplantae; Streptophyta; Lycopodiopsida; Selaginellales; Selaginellaceae
Product: trafficking protein particle complex subunit 13
Exons: 12
Coding region: 17-1312 (431 amino acids)
Cellular component (GO): TRAPPIII protein complex
Source: RefSeq, a predicted model, not a curated record
UCUUAGGGCGGGUGCGAUGACGUCCGGGGCUGGAGCAGCGGGCCACUCGCUCGCAUUCCGGGUGAUGCGGCUGUGCCGCCCCAGCUGCCAGGUAGAUCACCCCCUCCUCGUCGAUCCCAGCGACGUGUGCAAUGGUGAGGACUCGGUGAAUUUCAAGGAGCUGCUGCCGGGGCUUGUCAAUGGCAACGAUCCGGGCUUCUGGAAGCGAUUUGAGCUCCAGGAGCCCAUGGAUGCGAUGGGGCUCUCCGGGCAGCUUGUUCUUCCACAAACUUUCGGAUCGAUCUAUCUCGGAGAGACGUUUUGUAGCUACAUCAGUGUCGGGAAUCACACGAAUCACGAUGUGAGAGAUGUGAUCAUCAAAGCAGAGCUCCAGACUGAGCGUCAAAGGAUUAUUCUAAGCGACAACUCCAAGUCCCCGAUCGAGUCCAUCAGAGCGACUGGCCGAUUUGAUUUUAUCAUCGAGCACGACAUCAAAGAACUUGGAGGACAUACGCUUGUUUGCAUGGCAGUGUACACUGAUCCAGACGGUGAUCGUAAAUAUCUUCCGCAAUACUUCAAGUUCACGACCUCUAAUCCUGUUUCCGUCAGAACAAAGGUUAGAACAGUCAAGGAUACAACAUUUCUCGAGGCGUGCAUAGAAAACCAAACCAAGUCUCACCUCUUUAUGGACCAAGUUAGAUUUGAGCCUGCACCGCCUUGGAGUGUCACGACUUUGGAGAACGAGGAAGAAGCUAGUGAAUCAGAUGGUCCCAUCAGCGGCUAUAUCAAGAGCUUGAAACUGAUCAAUGGUAACGGCGGUGCUCGCCACUAUCUCUUUCAGCUAAAGAGGCCGCCAUUGGAAUCCUCAGACGUUAAGUUAGAAGGCGCAAAUGCCCUUGGGAAGCUUGAAAUACUGUGGAGGACAACUCUUGGCGAAACCGGUCGCCUUCAAACGCAACAAAUCAAUGGCAGUCCAACGCCGAAAAAGCCUUUGGACGUCAAGAUGACAAACUUGCCGCAGAGAAUUCUAAUAGAACGACCAUUUCUCGUUCGGAUGGAAGUUACAAACCGGUCAGAACAAUUCACUGGACCGCUAAGAGUUGUCAUGUCUGAGACCGAUGACAAUGGUACACCCAGGACAGUUCUCAUGAACGGACUCUUGAGCUUGAUGGUUCCUCCACUGGCCCCUCUCGCAUCGACCGAGCUGGAAGUUAACUUGGUGGCGGUAGCCGCAGGUGUGCAGCGAAUAGCGGGGAUUUGUCUAGUGGACGCACGAGACGGCAGACAAGUUGAGUUUGUGCCUCCAACCGAGGUAUUUGUGGAGGCAGAGUGAGUUUUUUCUUGCCUCCAUGUACAGCCAGGUACUGUUUAAAACGAUAAACUCUUUCUUCAAUCUGGAAAAUUCUAGUUUCCAUUAGAGAUGAUGUUAAUCAAUUGUGGUUUGUUCC